Molecule: messenger RNA, 817 nt
Organism: Gymnodraco acuticeps
Lineage: Eukaryota; Metazoa; Chordata; Actinopteri; Perciformes; Bathydraconidae
Gene: apoa2
Product: apolipoprotein A-II
Source: RefSeq, a predicted model, not a curated record
GGAAUAUCAUGUACAAUGGACUUUGUUCGGGGGGGCUAUAUCAUCCUGUCCAGAUGUGAGCUCCCAGUUACAGACAACUCGCUUUCAGCAGAGAACACUGUCACUUCUCGGACUUGUACAUCCAACCCAACCGCAGACAUGAAUGCAAAAUACACUUUGGCACUGAUCCUGGCUCUGCAGGUCUCCAUGAGCCUGUGUGAGGUUACCCAACCAUCCCAGGAACUUGUUGACAAGUAUGAUGCCAUGACUGUCUUCUACAAGAGGCUGCUGGAACGCUUUCAGCAAAGUGCAGGUUGCCGCUGCCUCCCAUGCUGGAGAAUGCCGGAACUAGUGAGGCGUGGCCAGGCUGCCAAGGACUACUUAGAGGUCCUGCAGACUAAGCCCGAGUUUAAAGCCGUCGUCAAAGUUGCCACCGGCAUGGCACAGGAGGUAUCUCCCCUGGUGGACCAGGUCCGUUCCGCACUGCUGGGUCUGUACGAACAUCACGUGCGCCCCCAAGUUGGAAACCAUCUGAGCGACGCCAUCGACUCCAUCAAGGUCUACCUGGACCAAUACAUGCCCGCAGAGUAAAGAAGAGCAACUGCAGCUAGCCUCGUGUCAGCAGCCUGUUAGAGAUGAUAGAUCAUAGAAACAAACACACGUUUAUGCUGAGAAGAGCAAUGCACAAUGCAAAAAAUACUAUCUUUUUGAGUUUCAAACAGGGUGAAUAUCCCCUAUGCUAACUGUGCAUGUUAAGUGUUUCAUACACUGACCAACGUGUCUGUGUGACUGUGUAUGUAUAUGUGUGAGUGUGUUCAUUAAAAUGAACUGGAAACUA